ACCUAACGUGCUAAUGCUAAUGGUAAAGGUGAGUGAACGCUUACAAAAAUCAGCUAAUGUCACGAUGACCGUAUUGAUAUUAUAUUAUAGAUCUAUUCAGCAGAUUUCCUAUUGAUGGAGCCGUAUUGAUGUCCAGCUAUGUGGCCUUUGCUGUGGACUGCGCUGCGGACUUACGCGCCGUAUGUCACCUUCCCUGUGGCUUUUGUAGUGGGAGCAGUGGGCUACAACCUGGAAUGGUUCAUUAGGGGGACUCCUAAACCACAAGAGGAAGAAAAGAGCAUAUUUGAACAGAGAGAGGAGAGGAAGCUGCAGGAACAAGCGGGGACCGACGGCACCCAGGUGCUCAGCCUGAAAGAGAAACUGGAGUUCACACCUAAAGCGGCUCUGAACAGGAACCGACCUGAGAAGAGCUAACUCGCGUCAGAGUGACAGACUUGGUUUUGCAGUUUCUCAGAAGGGCGAAAGUGCACUUUAAGCAGAGGGGAGGCGAUUCGCAGGACAAUGUCACCUCUCUUUGUGAUCACCUCAGCUGCUUUCCCCCUAAAGACAGAACCCUACCUGGAUAAGCUGAGGACAUUUCUGUAGGAAUUGAAAAAAGUGUUUAAAAUGACAUUAACCUUAAAUGAGAUUCCACCGUUAGUGGUGCCCAUCUGUGUUCUGUACAGGGUUCUAGUACAUUGCACAUCAAGGAUGCCACUGUUCAUCGUGCUUUUGGAUUAUAAAGUGUGGGCCCGAUUACAAAGUUUCUUUCGGUUCUCCGUUUCUCUCCUGUGUCAUCAGAAAUCACCUGUCUGUAUCAUUUUAAACUUGACUCAAACCAAUGCUGUCAUUUCUGUAUGUUCAGACAGUUAAUGGUGAAAGUUAAGACUCAGCUUCAGGUUUGAUUUUUUUUUUUUUUUUUUUAUUGUAAUGGAUUUUUUGUUCUGAUGGAAAAUGAUGUUGGUGGUUUCUUCUGAAAUACAAGCUGCUUUAAAAAAUUUCCCAGACUUUUAUUUUGAAAGCUUUAUUGUUAGGAUGCACAAAUAAAUGCAAACCACAUCUGUUGUGAAAUUUUCUAAAGAAUAAAGAAAAAAUUAAUUUCAUGUACUACUAUAAUGGGCAGUCAUUUUUAUGUAUUUCAUCCAUGUGUAUUUGUUAGCAAUGGACCAAAAUCCCUGUCAAAGUUUAAGGAUGAAACAUCAAAGCGAUUAUGGAUGUGGCUUUGAUUAUAGAACAGACUAUCAGAGGUUUUAUUUCAUGUCAAAAGUUUUGAUUUGGGGGGCAAAAAUCUAACUUGGUGGGUGGAGCUUAAGUAUUGUCCAUCACCAUAGAAACAAGAAGGAGCUCAAAGCAGAUACUUAGUGCAGUCGCACAUCCACCUUGAGCUCCUUUGUCACACCUUCAGAACAUCUCACCCCUGUCCUUCAGCUAUCUGAGCAAUUCUCUGUCACUUCAGACUUCCUCAUUUAAUACACAACUUUUUCUGUCAUAGACUAGUUUUCUAAGGACCAGCUGCGGCUCCCUACCUAACUUUAGUGGUGCAACAAAAAUGGCGAGCAAUAUUUGAGCUAUCCAGCUGUUCAGUUUUGAUCCAGAUUCCAGCUCAGAGGAGGAAAAGAAAGACGUACAUAAAUCUAUUCUGUCUGCCAGUGGAUGCAUCAGGAGGGGGGAGAGCAAGGAGCAUGAGGCCCGCCCAGCAUAUUUGCUACGUCAUAAAUACGCUUUUUUUUCAAACUGCCUUUUUUCCGUCUGCCCCUGGUUCACAAUGAUUUGAAUAAAGAAAAACAAAUUUGAGCUUAAUUUUCUGCAUAAAGGUCCACCAUUAUCUGGAAAAGGCCACAAAAACAUGUUAAAAACACCAAAAAUACCAUCAUCCAAGUGGGUCUCAAGAACCUCAACAGCAUCCAGUCUUUACUCACUAGACAGGAUGUCUAUUAAUAUACCUAAUACACCUAAUAUACCUUUAGUGUAGAUGUCUACAGGACGUUGCUCAAUUGUGUUACUCUAUUAGAUGUCUAGUGAUAGAUAUCUGCAUAUAAUGGUCUCCUACACGUCUACCUGUAGACAUCUAAUCUUGUGAUACUUUUAGAUGUCUAUUAGAGAACUUUUUAAAAACAUUCACUUGUUAAAAAAAAAAAAA
Messenger RNA from Oryzias latipes (Japanese medaka), 2119 nucleotides. RefSeq names its product small integral membrane protein 12. The record is from RefSeq and is a predicted model, not a curated record. Gene Ontology annotation, molecular function: calcium ion binding. NCBI's taxonomy places the organism in Eukaryota, Metazoa, Chordata, Actinopteri, Beloniformes, Adrianichthyidae. Gene Ontology annotation, biological process: COPII vesicle coat assembly.